AUGUCUGAUCAUCAGCAUAGUAAUAACUUUUUGAAAAACUUGUCGCAGAAAAAGUACGCGUGGAUGGAGGAAGCUACAGCACCUGUGUCGCCUGUAGCAAAUGCAUCUGGUCAUGCUGCUUCAACGCAUUUAGCACAAGCAUCCUCCUCCAGUCCUGAGGCACGUAAUAAAAGCAAAGAUACCUCUGCCACAGCUUCACCACCAACGCCUAAAAAGAGCAAAAAGCAGAAGCUAAACACUGAUGUCUAUAAUGAACCAUUCAGUACAGCAACAUCCUCCAAACCACUCACCUCAAAGCACAAGAAGGGAUCAUCGCCUCCUCCUUCAUCUGCUUCCAUUAAAAGAGAAAAACCAGGACUUAAACCAGGCAGAAAAACAAAUGCAGCCCACACGUCCAAGACAGCAACGCCUGCAUCUUCAUCCAUAACAACAUCCGCAGAGAAUGGCAGUAGACAUACCAAGGAAGAAGAUGAUCAAGCCAUCACUACAUCUGCUAAUUAUAUGAAGGGCCAACCUCUGUUCAAAUACACCACCUUUCCUGUCAAGGGUUAUAAUAUUCUGCCAACACGUAACAUCACCAGUAACUACGCCAAAAAUGAUACUUCCUACUUUCCUGGCCAUAAAGCAGGCAGUGACGAACUGCUACCCAAUGCAGAGGAGGAAUGGAGAGACACAAUCGUUAUUCACCCAGGCUCACGUAAUCUGAGAAUUGGUCUUGCAUCAGAGGCGUUUCCCAUCUCUGUGCCUCAUGUCAUUGCUAGAAAAUUAAAGACACCAGUGAAUACAGCAGACGAUCAUAUGGACAUUGAUCAGCCCGAGGUGAACCAGGAGGAAUACGAUUACGCAUUAGAGGAGAUCAGAGGCGAGUUAAGAUGGCGUAUGAAGAAUGCAAAACGUAGAGCAGUGCCCAACGCAGAAGGCCAAGUGAUUGGCUUCAAUGCCACAGCUGUCAAAGAGACGAUUCUCGAUCACAACGACCCUUACAAAGUAGAGUGGACAGAAGUCAACAAGGACAUUCCUUAUUUUGUGGGCGAAAAGGCUUUGAAUGUACCAGUAUCCAAAAAUUCUUUAUACAGCGUUCGAUAUCCAUGGAAGAAUGGCACCUUGAACAAUCAAGACUACACAUCUGUCAAUGAAGUCUUGAGUGAUUUGGAAGCUAUCUGGUCAGAUGUCAUUGUGAAUGAUCUAGAAGUGGAGAGAUCUGAAUUCAAGGAUUGCAAUGCAGUAUUGGUUAUUCCUGACAAGCUAGACCAUAGUUACAUUUGUGAUCUAGUCACCAUGAUGUUACGCUAUAUGAAGUUCAAGGCAGUGAUUGUGCAGCAGGAGUCAACGGCUGCCACUUAUGGUGCUGGUGUAUCGAGUGCAGUCGUAGUGGAUAUUGGAGCACAAAAGACCAACAUUGUCUGUAUAGAAGAUGGUGUAUGUCAGUUAGAGUCCCGUAUCUCCAUUCGCCUUGGUGGGGACGAUAUCACAAAGACAUUUGCGUCAUUUUUACUCAAAAACAAGUUUCCCUAUGCAGACAUUGAUCUCUCAACAACUUACGACUGGCGAUUAGCAGAGAUAUUGAAAGAGAAAUGGUGCACAAUGAACGAAGCUGACAUCAGUGUGCAAGUGUACGACUUUUUUGCUCGUACGCCUUUCAAGCCAACACUCAAAUAUCAAUGCAAAGUCUAUGAUGAGGUGUUUUUGGCCCCUCUUUGUCUUGUUUAUCCCAACAUUUUGCAGCCCAAAAGCAAAAAGGCAAAUUGGGUCAACAAAAAUGUCACUGACGAUGUCAUUGAAGAUGCCAACAAUUCAAGCAGUAACAAUGCGAAUGGCCAGGAUGAUACAAAAGAUUAUGACUCUUUCCCUAUCGAUGUUGCUAUCGCCCAGUCCAUUGUAUCAGCAGCGAAUGGAUCUGAAGAGAAGCUCAAGAGAUAUUUUACCAGUAUUAUUCUCGUUGGCGGCGGCGGCAAAGUGGUUAAUUUCAGUCGUGUCUUGGAAGACCGUGUUCUCUCAACCAUCAUUGCACAAAGGGCAAAUAUCGAUCGUGUUGAAGUGGUUCCAGCACCGAGAGAGUUAGACCCUGAAGUGCUGGUGUGGAAGGGUGCUUCUGUGAUGGCCAAGCUAGAUUCAGCCAAGGAUAUGUGGAUUGCUGAUGAUGAAUGGGAGCAAGUAGGGGCUAGAUGCUUGAGAGAGAGAGCACUAUUAAUGUAG
Messenger RNA from Mucor velutinosus, 2196 nucleotides. RefSeq lists its product as uncharacterized. Bases 1 to 2196 code for a protein of 731 amino acids. NCBI's taxonomy places the organism in Eukaryota, Fungi, Mucoromycota, Mucoromycetes, Mucorales, Mucoraceae. The transcript has 5 exons. The record is from RefSeq and is a predicted model, not a curated record. Gene Ontology annotation, biological process: regulation of DNA-templated transcription; double-strand break repair. Gene Ontology annotation, cellular component: Ino80 complex.